This is a messenger RNA of Anopheles nili, 2076 nucleotides long. It is a transcript of the gene Taf5, whose product is annotated as transcription initiation factor TFIID subunit 5. The coding region runs from base 73 to 2028 and encodes 651 amino acids. Gene Ontology annotation, biological process: transcription initiation at RNA polymerase II promoter. Gene Ontology annotation, molecular function: protein binding; RNA polymerase II general transcription initiation factor activity. The transcript has 4 exons. The record is from RefSeq and is a predicted model, not a curated record. Gene Ontology annotation, cellular component: transcription factor TFIID complex. Lineage: Eukaryota; Metazoa; Arthropoda; Insecta; Diptera; Culicidae.
GUUUCAGGUACCAGUUUUUAAGUGAUUGUAUUCCCAAAAAGAACACAAUAAGGAAUAUUAUCCUUCAACAUCAUGGCACAAAACAAAACCGACCUGUUGGCGGUGUUGGCUGUGGUGAAAAAGUACAAUUUAAAGGCUACCGAAGACUUGCUGAAAAAAGAAGCCGGGCUAACAGAUAUUCCUGAGAAUGUGGCUGGCGAAGCUGAGGUUAACAGUGUCCUGGCGGCGUACAAAAGUGAAGGGGAUCCCGACAUUUACGAAACGUCGUACAUGGAAUUGCGCAAAUUCGUAGAAGAAUCGCUCGACAUCUACAAACACGAGCUGGCGCUCAUCCUAUACCCCGUGCUGGUCCACAUGUACAUCGAAUUGGUGUACAACAGCCAUGAGAAGCAAGCCAAACGGUUAAUAACAAAGUUUGGCCCGGAACAAGAGUAUUACUAUCAAGAUGAGCUUGCAAAGUUGGCGAUGGUUACAAAGCGGGACGAAAUGAGCGGGAACGACAUCACCGACACAUUCAAGUCGAACGCAUUCACUAUUCGUAUAUCUCGCGACACGCUGUCGCUGCUGAAACGGCAUUUGCACGAAAAAAAGGCGUCGGUUAUUCUAAACAUUGUCAAUGAGCACAUGUACUUCGAUUUGUACGAAGGUGUCGCAAGAAAUAAGGCUCAGUGUGAUGCUACAAGUGGGGCAAUGACGGGAGAAGCCAAACGGCAAGAUAACAAAAUCAAGGUGUAUUACGGUCUGCUAAAGGAACCGGACGUACAGACGUUGGUGGCUGCACCCCCUGAAGAAGACGACGAUAUGGAUCCAGACGCACCGGACAAACCGAAGAAAAAGAAACCCAAAAAAGAUCCGCUGUUUUCUAAGAAAUCGAAAUCGGACCCGAAUGCGCCUCCUCUGGAUCGCAUUCCACUGCCCAAGCUGAAGGAUCUCGACAAGAUGGAGAAAAUCAAAUCUCUUCGUGAGUCUACGAAACGUGUCAAUCUUGGACCGGAUCUACUGCCAUCCAUUUGCAUGUACACGUUGUUGAACGCAAAUCACACCGUUACCUGUGCGGAUUUAGCUGAAGAUUCCAGCCUGCUGGCGGUUGGGUUUAGCGACUCAUCUAUCAAGGUGUGGUCGAUGACACCGAUUAAGUUGCGCGAGCUGAAGAGUGCGGAGCAACUAAAGGAGAUAGAUCGCGACGCAGACGAUGUACUGAUUCGCAUGCUGGAUGAUCGGAAAGCGGAAACCUCUCGCACACUGCACGGUCACAGUGGUCCAAUCUACCGUACCUCGUUUUCACCAGACAGAACGAUGCUGCUUUCCUGUUCGGAAGACAGUACCAUUCGCUUGUGGUCACUGCACACCUGGACAUGCGUUGUCAUAUUUAAAGGCCAUCAGUACGCCGUCUGGGACGUUCGAUUUUCACCGCACGGUCACUAUUUUGUGAGCUGUUCGCACGACAAAACGGCUCGCUUAUGGGCUACGGAUUACCAUCAGCCGCUGCGUGUUUUCGCCGGACACUUGUCGGAUGUGGACGUUUGUAUAUUCCAUCCAAACAGCAAUUACGUUGCGACGGGAUCAAGCGACCGCACAGUGCGCCUGUGGGACGUCUGCGUAGGAAACCAUCAUCGCCUGCUCACGGGACACAAGGCGCCAAUAUAUUCGCUGGCGUUUUCAAUGUGUGGCCGUUACCUCGCCUCGGGAUCAGCCGACAACCGGGUGUUGAUAUGGGAUCUUGCUCACGGGCAUCUGAUCGCGGCGUUGACGGGUCAUACCGCUUCCAUACACUCGAUUUGUUUCAGUCGCGAUGGUACGAUUCUGGCGACUGGCGGACUCGACUGCGCUCUCAAGCUGUGGGACUUUACCAAGCUCGUCGAUGACAUAAGCGGAGAAAAUGUAAACGUCUCGCACAACCCGGACGUGCGCGAUGGUGAACCGUAUCUGCUGCGCACGUUUCCCACAAAGCAGUCGCCUUUCCUGACGCUGCAUUUCACGCGACGCAACCUGCUCCUCGGAGUCGGUAUGUACGAGCUGGGAAUCUGAAUGAAAAUAUAUGCGAAAGAAGCGUGCUUACCGCUUAAUUUUAUAUUG